UGCGCGCGCCUGCGUAGUGGGGAUAGUCGUGCGCGCGCCGGGGCGCUGCGGGAGAGCCCUCGGAGCGUGGUUGUGGCUGCUCGUCCCCGGACUGCCGCACCAUGGCGGAGGAGGAGCUGGAGGCUCUGAGGAAACAGAGGCUGGCCGAACUGCAGGCGAAACAUGGGGAUCCUGGCGAUGCAGCACAACAGGAAGCAAAACACAGGGAAGCAGAAAUGAGAAACAGUAUCUUAGCCCAAGUCCUGGAUCAGUCAGCCCGGGCCCGUUUAAGUAACUUAGCACUUGUAAAGCCCGAAAAAACUAAAGCAGUAGAGAAUUACCUCAUACAGAUGGCAAGAUAUGGACAACUAAGUGGGAAGGUAUCAGAACAAGGUUUAAUAGAAAUCCUUGAAAAAGUAAGCCAACAAACAGAAAAGAAAACCACAGUUAAAUUCAACAGAAGAAAAGUCAUGGACUCUGAUGAAGAGGACGAUUAUUGAAAUUUAAGAUGUUUAGAGACUGGAACUUAAUGGAACAGUUCUAGGACAGAUAAUACUGGGUAGAAGUGAAGAUCUGAUUAUUUACUUUGUUUAUUGUCUAUAUGCCUUUUAAAAAAAUAAACUUGUUAUGCAAAAUAAAA
Zalophus californianus (California sea lion) is the source of this 619-nucleotide messenger RNA. It is a transcript of the gene PDCD5, whose product is annotated as programmed cell death 5. The coding region runs from base 102 to 479 and encodes 125 amino acids. The record is from RefSeq and is a predicted model, not a curated record. Gene Ontology annotation, molecular function: DNA binding. The transcript has 6 exons. Gene Ontology annotation, cellular component: cytosol; nucleus. Lineage: Eukaryota; Metazoa; Chordata; Mammalia; Carnivora; Otariidae.